UGACUGAGUUAGAGAGGGAGGAGAAGAGAGGAGUUCAUGGAGGACCGCUGUGCAGAAAAAAAUAUGCGACCCGAGUAAAUUCUCAGGCGUCCGUUAGGAAACCAUGAAGUGUCCUUAGCGAGUUUUCGGCGAAGAGAAACGGAGAAGGAAAGAGGAGGGAGGCAGUGCUCCGACUUUAUUCCACCGAAGCGAUAGGACACCGGACAAUAACUUCAGUGCAGGAUGCAGGGACUUUCAGCUUCGGACCUGCCGCCGUCGUCUCUGCAGUACCAGUGUAGAUCAGUGGACUAUCUAUGUUCACCACGCCUGGUGAAGAAGGGUCCCACUCCCAGACCAUGUCACGACAGGCCUGCCAUCAAACCCCGGCCUCAUCCCCCCUCACCCAGACUGUUCGGGGCACAGAAACCUCAAGUGCCCCCUAAACCUCUGCACCUGCUGGCUCUUGGGCAAGACAAGAAGCCGAAGACCAUUCCUCCAGCACCCUCAAGGCCGCUGCCGGCACCUCCUCCUCCACCGAAACCAAAGCCCAGCCUCCCCCUUCUUGGUCUGGGUGCACCUCCGCAGAGAGAGGCCCAGAAGGUGGGCUUGCUCAUCGAGAGGUUUGAGAACUCAAGGAUCCCCAUCCUGGGGGUGGUCCCACGAUCCCAGCUGCACCUGUGUCUGAGGAUGGACACUACAUCCGACGUCACUUCUUCCUGCAUCCAGGACACCUCUGCAAAGUCUGCAGAAGACGCCCUCCUUAUGGACAAACUUGCACUUGGCACCUCUGAACGGACUGAGGAGGUGACGGAACUCUCAUGUCUGGCGUCUGUGCAUAUCGACAGCUCAGAUGAUGUACUGUUGGAUGACUGUCCAGAGGAUGACAUCACACAAACCCUCACAGGCUCCUCCCACCAUCUCCUGGACAAUCCCGAGUCCUCGGAACAAAAUGGAAAUGGGAAGAUCCCUAAUAGGGACAGCGGCAUUGACAGCCCAUCAUGUGCUGCAGAAGGAGAGGCUUUUCCUAACGAGGACGCCAUCGAUGAGGAGGACCAUUACGACAGUGUCACUGAAACAGAGAGCGUGUCCUGCUGCGUUACCCUGGGCAACAAGCGAGAUUCCACGCAGGAUGAGGACAGUGAUUUAGAUGAGGGGAGCAGUGGGGAGAUACACUCUUUGACAGAAACACAAAAUGUGUUUCUAACAGACACGCUCUCCGAUGUGCCCAAAUUCUCAGAGGAUCAGAAGCUCCUGAACAUCGCCAAAGAGCUCCUCCACACAGAAGAGGCCUACGUCAAAAGACUCAACCUCCUUGACCAGGUAUUUUGCACUAAGCUAACAGAAGCUGGAAUCCCUCAGGACGUCAUUACAGGGAUCUUUUCAAACAUCUCCUCCAUCUACUGCUUCCACGACAAGUUCCUGCUGCCUGAGCUGAAGACGCGCAUCACCGGGGAAUGGUACAUUGGGCCUGUGGAUGGGAAGAACUGCUUUGAUUUGGUUCAUAUCAGACAACUAUCAAGGGACUCCAUCCCUCGUAUUGGAGACAUCCUCCAGAAACUUGCUCCAUUCAUGAAGAUGUAUGGCGAGUAUGUGAAGAACUUUGACAGAGCCAUGGACUUAGUCAACACAUGGACGCAGAGAUCGUCACAGUUCAAGAGUGUUGUUCAGAAUAUACAGAAACAGGAUGUGUGUGGGAAUCUGACGCUGCAGCACCACAUGCUGGAGCCAGUUCAAAGGAUCCCUCGCUACGAACUUUUGCUCAAAGACUACCUGAAGAAACUCCCCAGUGACGCACUCGACCGAAAAGAUGCAGAGAAGGCGCUGGAGCUCAUCUCUACUGCAGCUAACCACUCCAACGCAGCAAUCAGGAAAAUGGAGAAGAUGCACAAGCUGCUGGAGGUUUACGAACGGCUCGGAGGAGAGGAGGACAUUGUUAACCCCGCCAACGAGCUCAUCAAAGAAGGACAUAUCAAGAAGAUGUCAGCAAAAAACGGCACAGCACAAGACCGAUACCUCUACCUGUUUAACAGCAUGGUGCUAUACUGUGUGCCUAAACUCCGAUUGAUGGGACAGAAGUUCAGCGUCAGAGAGAGGAUCGACAUCGCCAGCAUGGAGGUGCAGGAGAAUGUGAAGCAAAACCUUCCUCACACGUUCGCUAUCAUCGGAAAGCAGCGCUCGCUGGAGCUGCAGGCCAGGACGGCUGAGGAGAAGGAAGACUGGAUCCAGGUGAUCCUGGCUACUAUUGAGCGACACAAACAAAACAGCGAAACAUUCAAUAAAGCUUUCAACAGCUCCUUCUCGAGGGAUGACGACCACCAGCCCGACUCGCCGGGUCUUUGGUGUAACACGUCCAUAGACUCUGACAGCGAAAGACUGCAUGAAAGGAAGAGCUCCAGGAAAAAAGAUAAAGAGAAGCAGACGUGUAAAGGCUGCAAUGAAAGCUUCAAUUUCACAAAGCGCAAACACCACUGCAAGUGCUGCGGAGCGGCCAUCUGUGCAAAGUGCUCAAGAACCUUAGACAUCAAAACGAGUCGAGUGUGCCCAGAGUGUUUUGAAGCCAGCCUCAGUAUGGAGAACUUAAAUGUUAGUGAACAGAAAAGGAAAGCGCCGCCUGAGAGACAGACAUCUCUGACCGGUGACAACUGUUUGCUGAGCAGCCACCUGCAAGUGCAGGAAAAAGGGAAGAGCUGGACCAGAAUGUGGGCCGCCAUCACCAAAGCUGAGCCCCUGGUGCUCUAUUUGCAAAGCAGUGGCCAAGAAGCCAAGGGAGCACGGGUGGUGUCUCUGCCUGGGUUUGAGGUGAGCGUAGUACCUACAAACGACAAGUCCGAGGUCAGACACGCACUCCGGCUCAUUCACGGCCAGCAAGCAUUGCUCUUAAGUGCCCACGAUACAGAACUGCAGGCCAAGUGGGCGGACGUCCUUUCCAAAGCAGCCCGCGGGGAAUCGGCCUCAGACGCUUUGACCAACCAGACUGAACACGGAAAGAGCCAGUAGAGGCCAUGACAGAGACUUGCUGCCCCGUCCUCCAUCCCUCGCCUGUGGACAGAGCACACAUUACUUGAAUUCACUUUACCUUGGCACUUUUGUUGUUGUUUUUUUUUUGUUUUUCUUUGGAAGAACCACUCAAUCAGUCUUAUUAUGAGCACACAGCGAUUAUUAUUUUUGAUUUCUUUUUUGUUUUGUUUUAAAUCUCUGCAACAC
Molecule: messenger RNA, 3183 nt
Organism: Thalassophryne amazonica
Lineage: Eukaryota; Metazoa; Chordata; Actinopteri; Batrachoidiformes; Batrachoididae
Gene: fgd
Product: faciogenital dysplasia
Exons: 20
Coding region: 223-2976 (917 amino acids)
Biological process (GO): filopodium assembly; cytoskeleton organization
Cellular component (GO): cytoplasm
Molecular function (GO): metal ion binding; guanyl-nucleotide exchange factor activity
Source: RefSeq, a predicted model, not a curated record